Messenger RNA from Aspergillus homomorphus CBS 101889, 681 nucleotides. RefSeq lists its product as uncharacterized. NCBI's taxonomy places the organism in Eukaryota, Fungi, Ascomycota, Eurotiomycetes, Eurotiales, Aspergillaceae. The annotation marks the transcript as partial. The transcript has a single exon. Gene Ontology annotation, cellular component: membrane. The record is from RefSeq and is a predicted model, not a curated record. Gene Ontology annotation, molecular function: hexosyltransferase activity.
AAGACCGCCCUAAUCGGUGUCUGGUCGUCUGCCCAGGACUUUGACCGGCGCGCCCUCAUCCGACUGACCUAUCGCCGCUACAAACCCCACGACAUCGACGUUUACUUCAUUCUGGGGCAGCCUGAGACGGACGCUCACCAGACCCUGGUCGGGUUGGAAAUGGCCGCCCACCACGACAUCCUCAUCCUCAACACGACGGAGAACCUGACAGAAGGCAAAACUUUCGAGUUCUUCCACACGGUGGGGACGAUCUUCGAGGAGGGCGACUAUGUUUUUGUGACCAAAAUAGACAGCGAUGUAUGGUGCGAACUUCCGCAAUUUGCGGCUCGGUUGCAAGCCCUGAUUCGCCAGGGCCAGUCGACCGGGACGUACUUUGGCCGCGCGAUUCACGAGACUUUCAUGGCCGGGAUGGCGUACACUCUGUCCUGGGAUCUGGUGCGAUGGGUGGCCACCGAUCCGUAUCCUGCGUCGCAUCGCGAAGGGUUCGAGGACCAGGUGGUCGGGGACUGGUUGCACCGUAGCGGCUCGCUGAAUCACUUUGUUUCCGAGGAUCAGGCAAUCUAUGACAGCCCCGACUAUCUGGUGGAAGGUGGAUGGGCGCGAAACUACACGGACGGAACGUUGAUUGUUCACCAGCUGAAGCAGAAUGAGUGGUUUUUGCGGACGGCCAAACACUUUCUG